AUGAACACUCUCGAAGAUUCAAAAUGCGGAUGGCUCACUAAACUCGGUGGUAAUGCUUUACGUAAAUCAUGGAAGCGUCGCUGGUUUGUACUCAGAGACAGCCAUCUAUAUUACUAUCGCAAUCAGACCGACAAAGACCCAUCCGGUGUUAUUCCUCUCGUUUCAUACAACACGGUCACUCACGACUCUAACGUAACAAAGAAAUCUGCCAAUUGCAUCCGCAUCGAAAAAGUAUUUCGUUCAUCAGACUCUAUCAGCUCUACUCAGAGCCAUCGCAACUACAAACCACCCCCCACGUUCCUUGCCUUUGCUGACACUGCAGCCGAGAUGCAAUCAUGGUUGGAGAUCUUGCAAAGACGAGUUGGAGAGAGAAAUAUAGUUGACAUCGUUUUGGAUAGACUGGAUCUACAUUCAAACAAACAUGGAAGACAUAACAGUAUUAGUUCAUACAACGACACCGCCUCCACACUGUCUUCACGUCCGUCUAUAGAUUCUUUAAACUUGGAAACGCCAUCUCUCGGAUCUCGCGAUUCUCGCAAGAGCUCAUUCGAAUCAAUCCACCGCGAUAUCAUGUCAUACUCCUCACGACCUGAGACUCCAACCAGUAAUUUGGCUCUUGGUAUUGGGAUCCCUAUCCUUCGUAAACCAAUUUCGUACUCUUGCUUACAAGAAAGGAGAAUCACGUCAUCCCAUAUCAGGAAUUUGUCUUUCACGGUCAAGGAGGGAAAUGUUCCUCACACUAGUGCUCCAACGAUCAUGGUACAUGAUGAUGAUGAUUCGAAAACAGGAACAACAGUACAAAAGGCAGUUGUAGUGGAUGAAAAGUCUACGGAUACGUUGGUGCCCGAAACCGAGGCAGGAUCCCCAUCUACCCCAAUGACUAAUAUUUUCCCAAGCCAUUUGGCCUAA
Molecule: messenger RNA, 909 nt
Organism: Paraglomus brasilianum
Lineage: Eukaryota; Fungi; Glomeromycota; Glomeromycetes; Paraglomerales; Paraglomeraceae
Source: the annotation of a GenBank genome assembly